Pogona vitticeps (central bearded dragon) is the source of this 4435-nucleotide messenger RNA. RefSeq names its product GNAS complex locus (gene GNAS). NCBI's taxonomy places the organism in Eukaryota, Metazoa, Chordata, Lepidosauria, Squamata, Agamidae. The record is from RefSeq and is a predicted model, not a curated record. Gene Ontology annotation, biological process: adenylate cyclase-activating dopamine receptor signaling pathway; sensory perception of chemical stimulus. Gene Ontology annotation, molecular function: G-protein beta/gamma-subunit complex binding; D1 dopamine receptor binding; GTP binding. Gene Ontology annotation, cellular component: cytoplasm; heterotrimeric G-protein complex.
GCUUGUGGGGCGAGGAGGUGACCGGGGUCUUUCUUGCCCUCCAGCAUGGGGAUGUGUUACAGCCUCCGAGCCGGGGGAGACCACCUGCCUCUCCCCUCCUACGGCGGGGAAGUGUCGGAUCGGGGCGGCGAGCGCACGCCCGCUGGAGCCGCCAAGACGACGCACCUCAAGACCCAAGAGAAAGCGGAGAGGGAGCGGAGCAAGAGGAUCGACAAGAUGCUGAAAGCCGAAAAGAGGGAAUACAAGCAAACGCACCGCCUCCUUUUGCUGGGUGCUGGUGAAUCUGGUAAAAGCACAAUUGUCAAACAAAUGCGGAUCUUGCAUGUGAAUGGAUUUAAUGCAGAGGAGAAAAAAAUGAAAAUUCAGGAUAUUAAGAACAAUAUUAAAGAAGCUAUAGAGACAAUAGUGACAGCAAUGGGAAAUCUGGCACCUCCAGUUGAGCUAGCAAAUCCAGAGAAUCAGUUUCGAAUCGAUUAUAUAUUAAACUUAUCAAGCCAGAUAGACUUUGACUUCCCACCAGAGUUCUAUGAACACACAAAAACGCUUUGGCAAGAUGAAGGUGUGAAAGCCUGCUAUGAGAGAUCUAACGAGUAUCAGUUGAUCGAUUGUGCACAGUAUUUUCUAGACAAGAUUGACAUAGUGAAGCAGAAUGAAUAUACACCCUCUGACCAGGAUCUUCUUAGAUGCAGAGUUCUGACAUCAGGAAUAUUUGAAACCAAGUUUCAGGUGGACAAAGUAAACUUUCAUAUGUUUGAUGUUGGUGGACAAAGAGAUGAACGCAGAAAAUGGAUCCAGUGUUUUAAUGAUGUGACUGCUAUCAUAUUUGUGGUGGCCAGCAGUAGCUACAACAUGGUUAUACGAGAGGACAAUCAGACCAACCGGCUUCAGGAAGCAUUAAAUCUUUUCAAGAGUAUCUGGAACAACAGGUGGCUACGGACCAUUUCAGUAAUUCUUUUCUUGAACAAACAGGAUUUGCUAGCGGAGAAGGUUUUGGCAGGGAAAUCUAAAAUUGAAGACUACUUUCCAGAAUUUGCUCGUUACACCACACCAGAAGAUGCAACACCAGAGCCUGGUGAGGAUCCUAGAGUUACAAGGGCCAAGUAUUUUAUUAGAGAUGAAUUUCUUAGAAUCAGCACAGCAAGUGGAGAUGGAAGGCACUACUGCUAUCCUCAUUUCACAUGUGCAGUGGAUACAGAAAACAUUCGGAGGGUUUUCAAUGACUGUCGGGACAUUAUUCAACGGAUGCACCUUCGCCAGUAUGAAUUGUUGUGAUGGAGAGCACUUUGUCUCUGUUUUGGACUCCUUAUUCCUUAUUAAAAAGAAAAAAAACUGGCCCACAUAGGGUGGAAGAGAACUAUUGCCAUCUCCCUCUGAUCUGCAUCCCUCGACCUUUUCUUCUUGCUGGACAGAUAGCAGCACUUCUAAGCUUGCUUGUUUCCACCCCCUUGGGGACAGUUUGGGAUGGCCUAUGAAACGCAACAGGCCUUUCCUGUGAACUGGGGAGGGUUGCUGUUAACAUUGUCUUUAACAAACAAAAAUUAGUAACGCCCUGAAGGUGGAGCACCUGAAAGGAUUUGGAAUUACGUAAAUUUAAAGAUUAAAAAGCCAACGAAAAAAAAUGGGAGAGACAACAACAUUAGGUAAUGCUGUGGGCAUAGUCAUAUAUCCCAUGAUUUCAACUUUAUAUCCAUCCACUGCAUCAGACUAAAGAAGGUGCCAAGUCACAGACCAAGUUGAAAGGACAGGUGCUUGAGUUGGGUUCUCUGCCUCUGAAUGUGACUUUGAGUGGAAAUACUGACAGUUGUACAACAAACCUAGAGAGUACAAAACCAACUGCUACCUUCAGGAAGGUGUUGUUGAAACUUGGUGGUCUUAAGGUGACCAGGGAUGUUGCAGAAUGAACUGCGGUAAGGCCUGUGAUUGCAGAAAGAGUUAACCACACACUGUUUUCAGUUUGUCCACUGAUGAUCCUGUCUGCUAUACAAAAAAAGAGAAAAAAAAGAAAAAGAAAAGAAAAAAAUCAUUAUCUGGACUGUAGUCCUCACAAUCUUCCCUUUGUCUGUUAUACCCAUCUUCCCACCCCUACACCUCUUUCUUCCCAAUUUUUAUUUUACUGCUGGAUUAUUAUUCUUGUACAGACUGUAAAAUGUAUUAUUUUGUACAACUUUAUUGAAAAAAAAUAACUUGUAGAAGAUCUUUGUGCCUUGAUUAUGGCUGUACCUGUGCAAUGAGCUAAGAUGUAAGUAUGUUUGAUUGCGCUGUACAGCUUUGUCAACCCUAUCAGCAGCAUUCGCUCAAGGUAGGGAAAAUUUAUCUGUAGUUUAGGGAUUUUUUUCUGGUUUAUAAGAGAAGAAGGAAAAAAUACUGUUUAGUAUAUUAAAAAAAAGUACAAAUCGUGCAAACUUAACCACUUUAAAAGUGAGGUCUACAACAAGUGACCAGAUGUUGCCGCAUCAUGCUUUUUAAUUUUUAGCUUUAACUCAUUUAAAUCUAUCCAAAUGCAAAACAUGGCUUGUUUCUACAUAAACCAAAUUUUGCUACAAAUUAUAAAUGUUAGUCUUUGUCAUUCAUAGUCUUUUUUUGUGUGUAAAAAAGACAAAAAAAACAGAACAAAAAAAGCAAAUAUAACAGGCAUUGCACUGGCCUCAUGGCCAUUAUGCUGGGUCAGAUACUUUUCCACCCUACAAUAUUUCUAUAACGAGCAUAAGGUUCCCAUAAUGAGAAAAGAUGUACCUUGCCUCUGGAUUUGGCCACUGAAUUUCAGUUUCAAAUGACAUUUUAUUUCUCUUUUAAUAAAGAGAUACUUUAAAACUUUGUUUUAUAUUAACUAUAUAAGUAGCUUAAAGUGAAAAUGUGUGGAUUUUUUCUUAAACUUGAAUAAUUUAUGCAAAUUAUAUCCUUAGAACAACGUGUGGUACAGUAAAACAAAAAGAGAGCAAAAAUCACUGUAGCAAUAAGAGAGCAUGUAAUUUUAGUAACUACUACACUGCUUUAUAUUUUAUACCUAGGUGUUAUGUCUUUGUGAGCAUAUUACUUUUUCAUGUGUCUAAACAUACAUGUACAAAUUUAUAGUGUCUAAAAUUACAGCUAUAAUAACACACAUAGAACAGUGUUAACUCAAGCACCCCUUUGCCAGUCCUUAAAAAUAGGGGGGGGAAUUGGGUCUUAACAUAAUAAUUAUUUUAAUUGCUUUUUACACGUCAGCUCCCUGUGUCACAGGGCGUCAUGUUGAUUUCUCAGAUGGAGGCCCUAUUUUAGAAGUUAUGUACAAGAAUAUCUAUAGGUGCCAGAAGCCUAUAUGUGAUCAGAACAAGGACAGAUUAAAAAGAAGGUGACUUGCCCUGCUCUAGCACAUUUAGAACACAUGAACUAAGUGAUAGUGAUGCAUUUUUCCUUACUAGGUUAGAAACAGACUCAGUGUCUUUUGCAAAACACACAUGCUGACACUGUCACAACACAUAAAGGUGAGGGAACUGCACAUUUUGUUGCAGCUUUCCUUCUUUUUUCUAAAGCUCCAGUUGCCAAGGUCAGUAAGCGCCAAGCCAUGUCUGACUUUACAACCCAGCUUGCUUCAUCAGGUGUGGGAGCUUGCCACAACAGAGGAAGCCCAAAACUGUGUGUAAUUCCCUCCUUACCAUAAAUAGCUCUUUUGGAUUGCAGCCUGUGACUGCAGUGAAGCCAAUGUAAAUGACCAGACUGUCCAUUUUGAAAUGUUUAAAAAGAGAAACUGCCUUGUGAGCAUUUGGAAUCAGUGGCAAAGCCUGACCCAGAAAUACACCUUUGCCAGUAUAUGAUUUUAGUUAGUGCCUAUUAUUGGGAUUUCCAGAGGUAAAGACAUAGAAGACACAGUCCAAAGCGUGAGCCUUAAUUUUUCUGUUACGAAGCCAAAAUCUUUUCAGUUUAUUGCCAAACCUAUUUUAUUACCUUUUAAAGCCUGGGGAGGGAAAUUGGGGUGAAUUGUUCAAGAACCAAAUUAAUAAAUUGCAAAGAAUAUUCUAUGUGAUCUGAAAAAAGAAAAGAAAAGAAAGCAUCAUCUCUACUAUAAGGAUACCUUCCUUUGGAGAGAGAAGAAAUAAGCAUAUGUAACAAGGUGUGUGUGUGUGCGUGAAUGUGCAUGUGUGCACAUGCUAGGAUGUAUGUGCACACUCCAUUAAAAUACAUUUCUUAAAAGCUUUAUGUGAAUGGAAAGUAUCUGAGAUGUUUUUGAAAGAUGAUGGGAGAAGGCAGUAUUUUGAAACUAAUUUGGGCUGCACAUGUAUGAGAAAGAGAGAAUGUGUGUGUGUUUCUUGUCUCAGUAUUGCCUCUGUUCGUAUGUCUAGGUUUGUGCAGUUUGAUGGCCUGGUAAACAAGUCUUAUUUUUAACAGCCUUUUCUCUUUGUUUUGUUUUUAUUUUUUUAAUACAAAACUCCAUAAAGCUUCCAUGCUUGCUAUUUAA